Molecule: messenger RNA, 2830 nt
Organism: Odobenus rosmarus divergens (Pacific walrus)
Lineage: Eukaryota; Metazoa; Chordata; Mammalia; Carnivora; Odobenidae
Gene: GFAP
Product: glial fibrillary acidic protein
Exons: 9
Coding region: 8-1306 (432 amino acids)
Biological process (GO): regulation of chaperone-mediated autophagy; intermediate filament organization
Cellular component (GO): intermediate filament; cytoplasm; cell projection
Molecular function (GO): structural constituent of cytoskeleton
Source: RefSeq, a predicted model, not a curated record
GGCCAGCAUGGAGAGGAGACGGGUCACCUCAGCGGCUCGCCGCUCCUACAGCUCCUCCUCGGACGUGGUCGGGGGAGGCCUGGUCUCCGGCCGCCGCCUGGGCCCGGGCACCCGCCUCUCCCUGGCCAGGAUGCCGCUUCCUCUCCCGGCCCGGGUGGACUUCUCACUGGGCGGGGCCCUCAACACCGGCUUCAAGGAGACGCGGGCCAGUGAGCGGGCAGAGAUGAUGGAGCUCAACGACCGCUUUGCCAGCUACAUCGAGAAGGUGCGCUUCCUGGAGCAGCAGAACAAGGCGCUGGCUGCGGAGCUGAACCAGCUGCGGGCCAAGGAGCCCACCAAGCUGGCCGAUGUCUACCAGGCUGAGCUGCGUGAGCUAAGGCUGCGGCUCGACCAGCUCACAGCCAGCAGCGCCCGGCUCGAGGUCGAGAGAGACAAUCUGACGCAGGACCUGGGCACCCUGAGGCAGAAGCUCCAGGAUGAAACCAACCUGAGGCUGGAGGCUGAGAACAACCUGGCCACCUAUCGACAGGAGGCCGAUGAAGCCACCCUAGCCCGUCUGGAUCUGGAGAGGAAGAUUGAGUCUCUAGGGGAGGAAAUCCGGUUUUUGAGGAAGAUCCAUGAGGAGGAGGUGCAGGAGCUCCAGGAGCAGCUAGCCCAGCAGCAGGUCCACGUGGAGCUGGAUGUGGCCAAGCCGGACCUCACAGCGGCCCUGAGAGAGAUCCGCACGCAGUACGAGGCCAUGGCGUCCAGCAACAUGCAUGAGGCCGAGGAGUGGUACCGGUCCAAGUUUGCGGACCUGAACGACGCAGCCGCCCGCAACGCCGAGCUGCUCCGCCAGGCCAAGCACGAGGCCAACGACUACCGGCGCCAGCUGCAGGCCUUGACCUGCGACCUGGAGUCCUUGCGCGGCACGAACGAGUCCCUGGAGAGGCAGAUGCGGGAGCAGGAGGAGCGGCACGCGCGGGAGGCGGCGAGUUACCAGGAGGCGCUGGCUCGGCUGGAGGAGGAGGGGCAGAGCCUCAAAGACGAGAUGGCCCGCCAUCUGCAGGAGUACCAGGACCUGCUAAACGUCAAGCUGGCCCUGGACAUCGAGAUCGCCACCUACAGGAAGCUGCUGGAGGGCGAGGAGAACCGCAUCACCAUUCCCGUGCAGACCUUCUCCAACCUGCAGAUCCGAGAAACUAGCCUGGACACCAAGUCCGUGUCAGAAGGCCACCUCAAGAGAAACAUCGUGGUAAAGACCGUGGAGAUGCGGGACGGAGAGGUCAUAAAGGAAUCCAAGCAGGAGCACAAGGACGUGAUGUGAGGCAGGACCCUCCUGGUGGCCCCUGUCCCACAGUGUGAGGGGCCUGAGCAGAUGGGAUUGUUGCCCCUCUUCUGAUGGUGGACUCCCCCAGACCCGAGUUCCCACUCACCCCGGCUGCUCCCCUCGUCCCUCCACCUCUACACCAGCUUGCUGCCCUAGGCUCCGUGGGUACCAGACCUGCCAGACAGCACCCACCCUACACCCAGUAACUCCAACUAACAAGGCACUUACCCCAAAGGGGCGGCCUGGAGGGCCAUGGCCAGCAGCUUGGGUUAGAACUGGGCGGAAGGAGAGAAGUUGGGGAGGGCCAGGGACCCAAUAAAUCGCCCUCCUCAAUAUCCCUAACCCCCACUGUCAUGGCAACUAUUGCCAGAGCUGGGGGUCCCUGGGGGUAACUGGGAAGUGGGCCUUGGAGUUUCGUCAGGCUGCUGGAGGAAAACCAAGACUCUGAGACAGGAACCCCCACAGGCGACGUAGUCCUGGCCAGAGGUGUCUUCUAGACUGACCCUGAGCAGUCUGAGAGCGGGUGGGGACAUCCUGCCACUUGGAGCGGUCCCCAGACAGAAUGCCUGGCCUGCCCAGAUCCCAGAGGGGCCUUCUGAGUGAUGAUUCAAAUGUCUCAGUCCCACAAAGCUGACAUGUGGGCAUGCUGUGGGCAUGCCAUGGGCAUGUGGGAGCUUGAUUCUCAGCACUUGCGGGAUCUAUAGUGUAAGUGGAGAGGGAAUGGGUGCUGGGAAGGAGUAGAGGGGAGCUGCCUGGCCCCUAGGUUGGAUACAGAGAGGUCAAGCCCAGGAGUCGACCCUCCAUAAGGCUGGAGGGGAGGCAGGUGGAGAUGGUAGGGGAGGCAGUUGGGAUGAUGCUAGACAUCAGAGUUGGGGGUUGUGGGCAACCAGGUACACCUGGCCUCUGGGUCAUGGGGAAUCAAGGAAGUGACUCAUCCUCUUGAAGAUGCUGAAACAGGAGAGAGAGGCAGCUGUCCCCGGGGGCAGGGCACACUUUGUCCCAUGCUAAAGGCCCCUUCCUUGCUGCAUAAUCCCCCCACCCAGGCCUCGGAGCUACUGUAGCUGCUGCCUCGAGACCCCAGCAAACACUGCUGGGCGAAGCCACCCCCAUUCAUCUGACACUCUCCACCCUACAGUGACCUGCUGCUUUCCCCUAACCAAGGGCCCUUGUGGUUCUCCUCUUACUCAAAUACAAAGUGUACCCUCAUUUUGUAGGUAGUACUCUAUUUUAUCAUUCGGGAAAUGGAGGCAUGAGCAGAGUGAAGGCUCUGGUUUGUGCUCUGCUUUCCAUGGGAAGACUGUGGGGGGCAGGCACAGGACAAUCUGUGCCCAGAAGUAGGGCUGAAAGGGCCCACUCCAGGGUCCCCCUCGCCCUUCUAAGGCCAGAGAAGUGAGAGUCCCUCUUUCCAAGACCUGGUGCCCUUUCCCCCACUCCCUCCUGCCACCCACCGCUGCUAACCUUCAGAGCACCACUGCAGCCUUUACUCACUAAGGUAAAUAAAGACAAUGGCCGUGGCCUUUC